Molecule: messenger RNA, 1368 nt
Organism: Talaromyces atroroseus
Lineage: Eukaryota; Fungi; Ascomycota; Eurotiomycetes; Eurotiales; Trichocomaceae
Exons: 3
Coding region: 1-1368 (455 amino acids)
Source: RefSeq, a predicted model, not a curated record
AUGUCGACUACGGCCGUCGAGGAGUCCUCGUCGAUGGUUCGACGAGUUUACACCCACUCCUGGUUUCAGAUCCUACUCAUCAGCUUUAUUUGUUUUUGCUGUCCGGGCAUGUACAAUGCCCUUUCUGGCUUGGGAGGAUCCGGUCAGGUCAACUCAACCGUAGCAGCCAAUGCAACAGUUGCCCUACUGUCGACCACGGCGGGAACAGCUCUUUUUAUCGUGGGCCCAAUAUUCAAUUGUGUUGGGCCCCGAAUGUGUCUUCUUCUGGGCGGAUGGACUUAUGCGCUUUACUCGGGUAGCCUGUUGAACUACAAUCAUACCCAAAAUGGUGCAUUCGUUAUAGCGUCCGGCGCGCUUUUGGGUUUAGGUGCCUCGCUUCUAUGGGUGUCGCAGGGAGCGAUUAUGACUACAUACGUCCCCGAGUCGCAGAAGGGACGAGCAAUUGCAGUCUUCUGGAUCGUCUUUAACCUUGGUGGUGGAGUUGGCUCUCUCGCUAGUUUUGGCCUCAAUUUCCACUCGAAGACAGGGACCGUUUCUGACGGAACCUACAUUGCCUUACUCGUGAUUAUGCUGGUAGGGUGGGCACUCGGCAUCUUUAUCUGCAAACCCUCAGCAGUCAGAGUGAAAGGAAUACAGACAAUCGCUAGUGAGGAAUCCAACUGGCGUCAGACAGCACGGCUCGCACUAAGCACCCUGUCUGACUGGCGGGUUAUUUGUAUGGUGCCCUUGUUCUUUUCCGCAAACGUCUUCUAUUCAUAUCAACAAAACGAGGUCAACGGGAUGACUUUCAAUAUCCGCAGUCGAUCUCUAAACGGUGCAUUAUAUUGGAUAGCCCAAAUGAUUGGUGGUCUGGUCAUGGGCUGUUUGCUCGAUAUGCCAUGGCUGACUCGUCGCUGGCGUGCUGUGGCUGGCUGGGCGACUCUCUUCAUUACCGGAAUGUGUAUUUGGGGCGGUGGAUAUGCGUUCCAGCUCUGGUCUACUCACCGACAAGCACAAGGAUUGAAGCAGGACAUUGACUAUACGGAUGGUAGCCUCUCGGCAGGCCCUAUCAUCUUGUAUAUGUUUUAUGGAGGCUACGACGCCUUGUGGCAAUCGUUCUGUUACUGGCUGAUUGGCGCCUUGUCCAAUUCUCCGGCCAAAACAGCGAUUUUGGUAGGGGCAUAUAAGACCUUCCAAUCUACUGGAGGAGCAAUGGCAUGGCGGGUGAAUGCGCUGGGCAUGUCGCCAACAGCCCAGUUUGCGAUGGACUGGGGUCUCUGUAUAGGCUCUCUGGUGUUUGUUAUGCCCACAGUUUGGGCUAUCAAAUCAACGAAUGUGGACGAGGAAGAGUCUGUUGCAGAAAUCCAGGAGAAGGAAGAGGUAAAAUAA